Molecule: messenger RNA, 2422 nt
Organism: Drosophila sechellia
Lineage: Eukaryota; Metazoa; Arthropoda; Insecta; Diptera; Drosophilidae
Gene: Pa1
Product: PTIP binding protein Pa1
Exons: 2
Coding region: 98-466 (122 amino acids)
Biological process (GO): positive regulation of intracellular estrogen receptor signaling pathway; positive regulation of cell cycle G1/S phase transition
Cellular component (GO): MLL3/4 complex
Molecular function (GO): nuclear estrogen receptor binding
Source: RefSeq, a predicted model, not a curated record
CGCUUUCUUUCCAGAAAGUUCGCCAAGCCAAUAAGUUCUGCUGUGGGGAGAAACGCAAAUUUCCAGUUAAUUUGGAUUGUUUAAAUCCGAGAAAACGAUGGCAACGGAUGUGGAGCCGGCGGCGAAUACGGUGGACAAGUUCUCCGCCAACGCUGAGGAGCUGGAGGGCUACUAUCUGAUGCUGGAGGCGGGAAAUAUUCCGGAAUUGCAGUGGCAAUUUCCGGGACGCAGGGCUCCUUCGCCGGAGGCGGGAUCUGGCGGCAAUAGCAAAGAACUCGAGCAGGCCACCGACGCCAUUGAGCAGGAACCGCAGAAGGCCAACGAUUUUGAUUUCAGCGACGAUGUGGCCCCCACCCAGAUGCGCGUCCGCAGCCAGACGUCCACGCCAAAGUCGGCCAAAAAGAAGACGGCCAACUUCGCCGGCGUCAUGGAGACGCUGAAGAAGAAGAACGCAGAGAGCUCAUAGCACACGCCGAAAUUCUGAUGCUGAUCCGCCCCAGGCAACCGGUUGCAGAUCGUACUCUAUCGCCAUGCGGACUAGCCUACAAGCAUCAGUCGUCUUGCAGCCAUCGAGAGUAGGCGCUGUGAAGCUCUACUGCAAAUCGGAUCAAUGUAAGGAUUUAGAAAGAGUUUGAACUUCAACUCACUUAAGAUUUAAAUUACCAUAUUUAUAGUUAGCAUUUAGAGAGGAAGUUUCAACUUCAAAAAAUGGACUUACUAUGACCUCUAUUAGUUAGUAUCUAAAGAGGAAGUUUAUACUUCAAAUCAAAGGCGUGUAAUGACUUAAAUCACCAUAUGACUAGCUUGUAGCAUAAAUUGCAGCAGUCUUUGGACUUCUGAGAACUCAACUCAGACCAUAUAUGUAACUAGCUUUUAAGGUUGUUAACUGCCAUUGCAUUGGUCAGUUCUUCAUUUUAGACUAAGAACUUGUAAUUGAGAAGAUAGCCUAGAACUAAUCAACUUAUGUUUAAGCAGAGGGAUGUGUAUCUGAUCCUUAAUUAGCACUUAGGAAAUUUACGUUCUAAAUGAUAAUUAUCCUUAUUUGAUCUAUUAUGACAAUAUUCUUGAUAGUAUUGUCCGAAACCGACGUUUGAAGACUAGAAUAUAGGAAAGAACGGAUGUAAAUUUAUAUCCAAGUCGGGUAAAGCGGAAACCUAGAUAGGCAACUGGAAAUCAGUCAACUUCUGUACAUACAAGAACUGAAUUUCACAAAUAGCUGUUAAAACUAGAAUAUAGAAUAUAGUAUAAAACAGAUGUAAAUUUAAAUUUAAGACGAGUAAAGCAACUGGAGAUCAGUCAACUUCUGUACAUACGAAAACUGAAUAUAGAAUAGAAUUAGAAUAUAGAAUAGAAUUAGAAUAUAGAAUAGAAUUAGAAUAUAGAAUAGAAUUAGAAUAUAGAAUAUAAUUAGAAUAUAGAAUAUAGUAUCGAACGGAUGUAAAUUUAAAUCCAAGGCGCGUAAUGCUAAUUACUAGAUAGGCAACUGGAGAUCAGUCAACUUCUGUACAUACAAGAACUGAAUAUAGAAUAGAAUUAGAAUAUAGAAUAUAAUUAGAAUAUAGAAUAUAAUUAGAAUAUAGAAUAUAGUAUCGAACGGAUGUAAAUUUAAAUCCAAGGCGCGUAAAGCUAAUUACUAGAUAGGCAACUGGAGAUCAGUCAACUUCUGUACAUACAAGAACUGAAUAUAGAAUAGAAUUAGAAUAUAGAAUAUAAUUAGAAUAUAGAAUAUAGUAUAGAACGGAUGUAAAUUUAAAUCCAAGGCGCGUAAAGCUAAUUACUAGAUAGGCAACUGGAGAUCAGUCAACUUCUGUACAUACAAAAACUGAAUAUAGAAUAGAAUUAGAAUAUAGAAUAGAAUUAGAAUAUAGAAUAUAAUUAGAAUAUAGAAUAUAGUAUAGAACGGAUGUAAAUUUAAAUCCAAGGCGCGUAAUGCUAAUUACUAGAUAGGCAACUGGAGAUCAGUCAACUUCUGUACAUACAAGAACUGAAUAUAGAAUAGAAUUAGAAUAUAGAAUAUAAUUAGAAUAUAGAAUAGAAUUAGAAUAUAGAAUAUAGUAUAGAACGGAUGUAAAUUUAAAUCCAAGGCGUGUAGAGCAGAUUACUUAGUUAUUAGGCAACUAGAGAUUACUCAACUUCUUCAAACAGCUUUUAGCUGUGCUGAUUAGUUGCUCUAGUAAACGAUCUUAAACAAUGGCUACUUCUCCUUAUGAACUAAAAAUAGACUUCUAAGAAUUUUGACAAACAAAGGAAAACGUAACUCUAUCCCUUUCGUUUCCGUAGGAAAACCUUAUAUAUAAUAAGAUGAUAUGAUAAUAUGAUAUAUGAUGUUAUGUAUAGAUUGGAAUUCCCAUAUGGAAAUGAUAAAAUAAAUGCAUAUGCUGCGAACUCAAUGGUUUGCAGUUAAUAAAAGUUCGCAUUUAAA